Molecule: messenger RNA, 299 nt
Organism: Racocetra persica
Lineage: Eukaryota; Fungi; Glomeromycota; Glomeromycetes; Diversisporales; Gigasporaceae
Source: the annotation of a GenBank genome assembly
CUAUGAAUUCUGUACUCAUCUCUUCUACUAGACCUUCAAUAUCUAUUUUGCCCACCCCUCCCACUAGACCUUCAACUCCUAUUCAGCCCACUUCUCCUACAACACCUUCAACACCCGCUUCUUCCACAACACCUUCAACACCUAUUUAUCUUACUUCUUCCACUAUAUCUCUUGUCAUUACCAUCUCUCCUUCAGCUAUAUUUACAUUAAGGCAACAAUAUUCUACACUUCAGUUAUCUGGAAGUACAAGUUCUCAAAGACAACAAAGCCUUCUAGAAAAAGAUCGUCUGAAGAUCUAG